Messenger RNA from Colletotrichum scovillei, 3572 nucleotides. RefSeq names its product endo-beta-1,3-glucanase. The record is from RefSeq and is a predicted model, not a curated record. The coding region runs from base 1118 to 3319 and encodes 733 amino acids. Gene Ontology annotation, biological process: cell wall organization. The transcript has a single exon. NCBI's taxonomy places the organism in Eukaryota, Fungi, Ascomycota, Sordariomycetes, Glomerellales, Glomerellaceae. Gene Ontology annotation, cellular component: cell surface; extracellular region; fungal-type cell wall. Gene Ontology annotation, molecular function: glucan endo-1,3-beta-D-glucosidase activity; 1,3-beta-glucanosyltransferase activity.
CUCGAACGCCCCAUGCCCGUCGCCGAUGACAUUUCUUCCCAGCCUUGUCUUCAGCAUCUCUGACGAGAACCAUUCCAAGCAACGACUCCUCCGGCUCCCGCUUCCUGCGCACCCCGCGGGGCAGUUUCUGGUACAGUGGUACUCGAGCUCCUCGACAAAAGUCAGUAACGACUGGUCGCAAGCCAAUACGAGCAAGCGCAACGCCAGACAAGGGAGCCGCACGGGUGUACCAAAAUACGAACUUCUGACCUGGCGCUGCUGCGGGCGAAACACCCAAAUGCCCAGCCAGAUUUUCCGCGCCUAAACGCUUCUGGUGGCUUGCUCACCAUUCUCGCUGACCAGGCACCGCACCACACCUCCCUCACCUCAACUUCUACCUUUUCUCUCCCCUGACCGUUCCUGGCUGAGCGAAGCCCAAUUUGACACUUUGCGAUUCCCCUAUGCUUAAUCGCACACAGGUUUUCAAGACAAACACUUCAAAAAACGCAUGAUUCCUCGCCUCGACAUCGUCAUACCGGUGAUUCCCCGGCUUCCCGCUGCUCACCCGUUCAAGCAAGCAAACGUGACACACGUGCCUGCGACUGUCCCACGAAACUCCCUCUGUUACGCUCAAACAUCGCCAAACUCGCCGCGACACUACUUUUACUAGGCGGAGGCGACUAGCUUGCGUCGUCCGCCUGCCGAUUUCUCACCCCGAGUCACUGGGCGACCUGGUGCACGGAGGUCAGUGAUUCUUUCUUUGCUUCCCAUCUGCACCGUCUGUUCUCCAUGCAUCUCUUCAAUUCGGUGUGGUAUCUUCCCGAUCUCAUCUCUACAAUCGCUAUGCUGGAAUGAUUGAGCGGGAUACUUAGACAUGCCCAUUGCAGCGAGAACCGCGCUCACAAUUACACAGUCGAAGUUCCAAGACAUUUUGAAAUUGCACCCGCAUUCCUGCAAUCACCGCACGCAUUAGCCGGCCAUCGUCCCAGGUCGACUCCCGUCUACCCAGCGUCCCUCGAUUUCUCCGCUUCCCUCAUCAACCACAAUCGAGCAGGGCUUCUUGGCUGUUGGUCAGUCAACCAUUCAACCCACGAGGGUUGCGAGACGUUUCCUCGAAAAUCUAUAUCCUGCCCGAACCAUGCCGCGAUACGACUUUGAAGACGGCCGCGAUGCCGAGCGAGAGCCUCUAGAUCACGCUUAUCGGUCUCAUACUCCCAAUCCCCCAGAGUACUAUCAAGAUAACCAGUACCACCAUGGUGCGCCUCAUGACUACCAUCACGAUUAUGAGUACUCCGACCCCAAUCAUGAUCCGAACCUGGGGCGCAUGAGAGCUGAGCGGAGGAACGAUCGCCAGGGACCACCACCGGCUGCCGUCGGUGCCGUGGGUGGUGCCGCUACAGCGUACGGAGCCCAUCAAGCUGUAUCCCCCAUCGACAACUCUCCUCAAGUUCCGGUGCACCGCGACUGGGGCCCCGAUCGUUAUGCGGCCCCACAACAAAGCAAUCUCAAUCCGAAUAUCACACCUGGGGCGGACAACUUUAGCGAUACGGCAUCAGGAGGUAUGGCUGGUAUUGCUUACACCGUCGCCGAACGUAACGCCAGGGAGAGCGGGAUUGGUGCCAUGAGAAGUGCUGGCCAGAUCCCGCGAGGACAGUCUCAGCAGCCCAGCGCACCACCGCAAGCUUACAGUCAACCGGGAGGCGAAGUAUACGAGAUGAGCAAUGCCGUCUCGCGUCCUUACCAAGGUAGCUACCAGGGCAGUCUUCCGGACCGAGACUCCCACUCCAGCCUGACGGCUCUUGGCGGAGCUGGCGCUUCCCCUGCCAGGCUAUCCCCAUCUUCCAGCCCAUACGGCUACAACGACUAUUACAGCGAAAACCCCUACUACCAAAGACACCCUCAGAACCUUGGCGUGGUGGACCCUAGCUCUAUUGCGGACGAUGGUGAUGAUGGUCUGGACUAUGGCAAGCCCAAAAGUGGACGUAACUCGAUGCUUAGUCUUUCCAACAGCGAUCGGACAGGCAAGACAAAAGCAGCUGGCGCAGCCGGUGCGGCCAGUGCGGCUGCUGCAGGAGGUGCCGCGGCAGGAUUGAUGGCGAACAGAAAUAUCAGUGGCUACUACGACCCCAAGGGAAUGGCCGAGUACCAAAAUGGCAGCGCCAUUGACCUCAGCUCACCAGAGAAGAAAUCGGAGUGGAUGGCGCAGCAAAACAAGGGACGCAGAAAGUGGAAAUGUUGCAUCAUUUUAGGAGUUAUUCUCCUCAUUGCCGGUGCCAUCGCCGGUGGAAUAGCAGGUGGACUUCUUUCUAGAAACAGCCGCGACGGCAGCAGCUCAGGAAAUGGACAAUCAGCAGACGACGACAAGAAUUCCAAUGGCGACCUCAACGCCGACAGCGCCGAGAUCAAAGCAUUGAUGAACAACAAGGAACUGCAUAAAGUGUUUCCCGGAAUGGACUAUACGCCUCUCAAUUCCCAGUACCCCGAUUGUUAUCACAAUCCUCCUUCACAAAACAACAUCACCCGUGAUCUUGCUGUUCUCAGUCAACUGACCAACACUGUCCGCUUGUACGGCACAGACUGCAACCAGACGCAGAUGCUUAUUCACUCAAUUCAGCAACUCAAACUGGAAGGCACAGUGAAGAUCUGGUUGGGUGUGUGGCAGGAUGGCAACAAGACGACCAACGCGAGGCAACUCUCCCAGAUGUGGGAUAUCCUGGAUCAGUACGGAGACAAGCAUUUUGAGGGUCUCAUCGUCGCCAACGAGAUUUUGUUCCGGAAGCAAAUGACCGAGUCGGAACUGGGGUCUCUACUCCAAGAGGUACGAACCAACUUGACCAGCAAGGGGCUGAGCCUGCCUGUGGCAACUUCGGACUUGGGCGACGACUGGACGGCAUCUUUGGCGUCAAAGAGUGACUACAUCAUGGCCAACAUCCACCCGUUCUUCUCUGGGACCAACGCCAAGGACGCAGCGAUGUGGACUUACGCAUUCUGGGAAAACCAAGCCAGUAGCUUCUUCAAGUCGGACAAGAAGAAGAACGUGAUUGCCGAGAUUGGCUGGCCGACCAAAGGUGGCACGAGCUGCGGUGAUGGCACUGCUACCGGCUGCCCCAAUGCCUCGGUUGCCGGUAUCGACGAGCUGAACGAGCUGUUGGACAAGUGGGUUUGUCCCGCUUUGACUAAUGGUACCAACUAUUUUUGGUUCUCGGCCUUUGAUGAGCCAUGGAAGAUAAUGUACAACGAAAAAGACAAGAACUGGGAGGAUCAAUGGGGCCUGAUGGACGUCAACCGCAAGGUCAAGUCUGGCGUCGUUAUACCGGACUGCGGCGGCACGACGGUCUGACACAUUGAUGCCAGAUGACUGCUAUGAGACUUGAUGUAUGGAUGGAUGAAGGAUGAUAGUCAAGCCCUGUGCCUGCUACUUAGCGAUGCGCAGCACUGUACAUGACGGAGUAGUCUGGAGUUUUGGGGACUGAAGCAUGCCCGGCUUGGAAGCUGCCGGCAUCAUUGUAUGAUGUUUUAUACCGUAUAUCACGUCGGUGACAGUUUGAAUGGGUGAUUCCACAUUGUAUUUAGUAUUUGAUCGAUCAGGAGGA